AUGUCGCUCGGCCAUCACGCCUGGCCCCCGGGCAAUAUUCGCCCUCCUGAUGAGAUGCAGGAUUCCCCGCGCCCGGUCAAUGGCCUAGUCAAGACUUUAUCUGGCUCGCGCACCCCCCAAGUUCCUACCGACGGGCCCAACCCUAGCCUCAUUUCGGAGCUUGAUCUCGCCGUCGAGGAAGAUCCGCGCAUUGCCCAAUUUCGUGAGCUGUAUCGCUCCAGUGAACCGAAAAUCAAUGCGCUUUUUUCUGGCCACUACACCGCGGACGACUCGGCGGAUGUGACCGCCGAGGUUGAGCAGCCCGAUAGUCAGUCCGAACGCGUCGACGCGCCGCCCCCUCCACUGCCCCCCGCAAAAGAGGAGACGGGGGAGACAGCCGAGUCGCCUCAGAAACCCAAGUUGCCCGCGCCCGCGCAAGAGGCCAGUGGCGCGGCAGUACCUGAACACCGACCCAGUACCGCCGCAUCGGCUAAUGUGGACGGUGCGAAGGAUUCGAAGAAAGAAAGCCUAGAAGAGAUUCGCAAACAACUCGAGGAGGACAAAAAAGCGACGGAGGAGGCCGCCAAGAGGAGUUUCCACACGCUGUUUUACACCCUUGAAAAUGACCGAGACGCCAUGCUGGAUCAACAGCGAUUGGAAGAGUCUGAACGACAGGUCGAAGCGGAGAUUUCUGGUCAAGCUGCCACCGGCGCGAACAAUGCUACUGGCGGUUCCACUGGCUACAGCUCCCUGAGCAAUACUAACCUCGGGGCUUCCAGUCUAACAUUGAAGAACCUGAUCGCCCGGAUUGACAAGAAACGUGAUAUGGUGCAGGCGUCGGAUGCUGAGCUUCGAAGCCUGCUGAGUGAAGUCCGCAAGAACCGCAGCAAGUGGGCCAGUGAGGAGAAGAUUGGCCAGGAGGAGCUCUAUGAAGCGGCCGAAAAGGUCCUGAGUGAACUGAAAGCAAUGACCGAGCACUCAACUGCUUUCUUGACCCGAGUUAACAAGCGCGAUGCGCCAGACUACUAUUCAAUUAUCAAGCAUCCUAUGGACCUUGGCACGAUGACGAAAAAGCUCAAAGGUCUGCAGUACAAAUCCAAGCAGGAUUUUGUUGACGACCUUACCCUGAUCUGGUCGAACUGCCUGAAAUACAAUACCAAUCCCGAACAUUUCUUGCGCAAACAUGCGCUCUACAUGCGGAAAGAGACCGACAAGCUUGUUCCUCUCAUCCCCGACAUUGUCAUCCGAGACCGCGCCGAGGUGGAGGCCGAGGAACGUCGACUCCAACUUGCAGAGCUCGACGGCGCUGAAGAGAGCGAUGAUGAGCCCAUCAUGUCCUCCAGAGGCCGGAAAGCUCCUGGCAAAUCUGCUUCCAAAAAAGGCGCCGCCCCCUCUCGCAACACGCCCAGUGGCUCCGAAGGCCCCUCAGGGGCAGCCUCGGCGCAACCACCGGCCCCCGUGCGUGCAGACUCCGAUACUGCUAUGGAGUCAACCCAAAAUGGAUUCUCUACGCCACCCCCGGGAUCUCACACCCCCUCUGAACCUGCGGGUAUAGGAGCGGGUGUCGCAGCCAGCCAGUUGGAUGCGAUGGAAAUUGACGGUCCGACGACGUCGACCACGGCUCUCAGUGCCCUGUCUGUGCCCGGGGUUGAUUUGGACGAUCUGGAAUACAAUGUGUGGAAGCAGGUGACUAAAAAGGACCGGGCUCUAAUUGCGGCGGAACGCCACCGUCUCCUCAAGGGUGAUAAACUCAAUGCUGAAGAGCCAGCCUUGCUUCGCACGAAAGCAGGCAUGCGGCGCUGGCUUCGACAUCAGAAACAGGCCACCAUUGAAGCAGACAAAGUGCAUGACGCCGAAUCUCAGGCAAUGGAACCCAAAGGUGCUGGUGAGACCCUCGCAGAAGGUAUUGAAGUAGAGGAAGAUAGAAUGGUUCCUUACUACUACGAUGUCAUGUCGGGCGUCCCUGAUCUUCCCGAUCGGCUUGCCUGGAGGGAAGAUGCAGAAGGCAAUGUUGUCGAUGCGUCGGAGGAAUUUCUACGAGUUCUCCCACAAGGUUCCUUCAUCCAACCGGACAGUAAGCUCUCCAGGAAGAUGGAUUCGAACAUGCGACAGAUGCAAGAAACGCGGAAGGUGUGCUCAAAGAUCGGAAUUGUGAAGCAAAUGCAGCUUCAAUCUCAGAUGUACCAAAAUCAAUUUCAAAAGUAUCAGCCCGAGCCAUUUGCAGAGCACGACGCUCCGCCCCAUGUCAUGAAUGACAACGGCCCCAUCAUUGCUCCUUGGGUCUGCCGAGCAGCGUUGCAACGCUCAGUUGCCAAAGUGUUUUACCAUACGGGUUUCGAGGAGUACCAGCCGGGUGCUCUUGAUGCCGUUACCGAUGUGGCAUCGGACUUCUUCCAAAAGAUCGGUGAAACAAUCAAAUCUUACAUGGAAGCCCCCAAAGUUCCAGCAACCGAGUCUCAAGAACCAGCCUCUUCGCCCACGGACUGGAAGCCUGCCUACACCGAGCCGGAAAUCGUUCUUCACACUCUUUCUUCCGUUGGGAUUCACAUCGAUGAACUUGAAUCCUACAUGAAGGAUGACAUCGAUCGUUUGGGGACCAAGCUCUCCACUGCCCAUGAGCGUUUAAAGUCGCUCCUUGUUGAACUUCUCCGCCCUGCUCUAACUGAUACCGGCGACGACGGCUCCCACGCGUUUGCCGAUGGAAGUGAGCAAUUUGUUGGUGGUGAUUUCGCGGAAGAUAUCGACGAGGAUUUCUUCGGGUUCAAGGAAUUGGGGCUGGAUCGGGAGUUCGGUCUCUCCACCCUGAGCGUGCCGCUGCAUCUGCUUCAGAACCGCAUCGACAAAACGUCUCAGUCGCAGAACAUUAGUACCUCCCAAGCAGUCGCGCUCUUCCCGCCGCCGCCACCGUAUCCACGUAUCACGGUGGAGAACCUGUCUGACCAGAUCGGGCUAGUACAGGCGUUUUUCAAAAGCAAAUUAGAUUCCAAUAGCGAUGAGCCACUUGUGGAAGACCUCGAACUUCCGCCCAAGCAGAGACCCAUGGCUGCCCGGCCCCGUCUUCCAGCAUCGGGCAAGAUUCCCUUUUCGAGCAUCUCAGGCCCUACUUCCAGUCCUCAGAAACGUCCGGCUCCGCCCACUGGACCUGGUGCCAUAAAGGUUGGCUCGGAACCCAGCAAGAAGAAAGCCAAGAAAAACAGUGGUUUGGCGCUCGAGAUGCCCAACUUCAACGUUGAUGGAGACGGAGAACAAUCCGCUACAGGGGAAGGAACCAAAGACCCUGCCAAUGCUUCCAAGUCUCUUGAUGGAGCCGGUAUGGGUGAUAGUAUGGGCGAGACCGAAACCCUCUCCAUGCCCAAUGGAACGGCCUGA
Messenger RNA from Penicillium alfredii, 3348 nucleotides. RefSeq names its product SAGA histone acetyltransferase complex subunit SPT7. Gene Ontology annotation, biological process: regulation of transcription by RNA polymerase II. The record is from RefSeq and is a predicted model, not a curated record. NCBI's taxonomy places the organism in Eukaryota, Fungi, Ascomycota, Eurotiomycetes, Eurotiales, Aspergillaceae. Gene Ontology annotation, cellular component: SAGA complex; SLIK (SAGA-like) complex. The transcript has 5 exons. Gene Ontology annotation, molecular function: structural molecule activity; protein heterodimerization activity. The coding region runs from base 1 to 3348 and encodes 1115 amino acids.